AUGCCUCCCCCACUCUCAUAUCCUGCCCUGAAACUUGUAUUGGAGUAUGUGGAACUUGAAAAACGAAUCCACCUCACAUCCCGUAGCAGUUUCCUUCAACGAAUCGAUAAAGCAAUACCUGUCUACGCAAAAUAUUUUUUUAUGCAGGGAAACAAUUUGAGACUAGACAAACUCUUAUUCGCUGUUGAACAUAAUUAUCGCCGAGUGGAAGAUGAGAAGAAUGGAAAGUUAUUGAUGAGUUAUUUAAAAGGAAGAUCGAGUAUCAAUGUGGCUUUCGCUGUCCUCUACGGAUUCAAGACUUCUCAAGAGAUCCCAGUGAAACUUGAAUUUAAAGUCAACAAAUUGACAACUUACUACUGUAAUUUUGAAGUCGUGCUCCCAAUGAUCAAUUCUCGCAGUCUUCCAAUCACAGCUCUUUCCAUUAUUCUCGAGGCGCCCACUAAUGUUGACCAUGAAAUAGUGCAUUCUGCCAAAAAUGUUAGUUUUAAUGUAAGCUCAUUGAGAAAUAAUCUGAUUUGUGUCGAGAAGCUUCGGAGCAAAAGUGCGCAAUUCGAAUUUCGAGAUCUGCCCAAAACUGAUGUCGUAAGAAUUAUUAAAUAUUGGAUUCAACAUGGAAAGGAAGUUGGGACGGAGUUUUCGUUCGUUUAUUUCAUGAAUUCUGAUCUCUGGAAUAUGAUAACUAAUUUGCAAGAAGAAUUCUGCAGAUCUCGAGGAUAUUUGGAGGAAAUCAAUGAACAUUGUUUAUCUGGCUUUUCUAUUCCGUUAAGCUCUUCGUCAAAACUUCUGGUCUAUGGAAUUAGAAAAUACUGCUACGAGCUGGUCUUAAAAGUUGUGUGA
Molecule: messenger RNA, 837 nt
Organism: Caenorhabditis remanei
Lineage: Eukaryota; Metazoa; Nematoda; Chromadorea; Rhabditida; Rhabditidae
Exons: 3
Coding region: 1-837 (278 amino acids)
Source: RefSeq, a predicted model, not a curated record